Molecule: messenger RNA, 6811 nt
Organism: Phyllotreta striolata
Lineage: Eukaryota; Metazoa; Arthropoda; Insecta; Coleoptera; Chrysomelidae
Source: the annotation of a GenBank genome assembly
CUAUCACCAAUCAUCCAUUUUGUAAUUACUUGCUUAGCAUCGGCGAAUGUGGUGAGUGGAGUCACAUUUUUCAAAAUGUAUUACAUGUUUUACAUUACAUUAAAUUUUUGAAUCGGUUAAUAAAUAGAAAAUUACACCUCGUGUGUAGCAUUUUUAAUACGCUCAUUUUCAUUCAUCGCAAUCGAAAAUGGGCGACAACGUGAAAUCGUUCCUACACCAAUAUUGCCAAAAGAACAAGUUAGAAACUCAGUUCGAGGUGAGACCUACAGGUCCGAAGUCUCGUCAGAGAUUCCUAUGCGAAUUGCGCAUAAAAGGCUACAAUUACGUGGGAGCCGGAAAUUCGACGAACAAAAAAGACGCCCAAAGCAAUGCAGCCAAAGAUUUCGUUUCGUACUUAGUCCGAGAGGGCCUCGUGAACAAAAACGAUGUACCGGCCGAUGUAGCUGUUGAUGCUCCAUUAAUUCACCAUGGGCAACAGGAGACGCCCGAUUUCAGUUCCGAGCACAAGGUAUUCAGCCAAGGCAUGGGCCCCUCUAAUUUCGGCGAGGCUUACCGCCCGCGUGGCCGCGAAGACAACCAGUGGCAUUACAUGGAUCGAGCUCAGGAGCAGAAACGGAUGGAAGAGGCAGAGGAUCUGGACGUUAACGCUCAAAUUCACGGAAAUUGGACUGUGGAAAACGCCAAGUCUAAAUUGCAUCAGUUUAUUCAGACGAAUAAGAUACACGCUGAUUACAAAUAUACUCAAAUAGGUCCGGAUCAUGCUAGAACAUUCGUGGCAGAAAUGAGCUUCUACGUUAAAUCCCUCGGAAGAGUAAUUCACGGACGUGAUACCGGUUCUAAUAAACAAACGGCCAGUAAGAGUUGCGCAUUGUCUAUCGUGAGGCAACUAUUCCAUUUAGGCGUUAUCGAACCCUUCUCAGGUACUUUAAAAAAGGAGAGGAAAGCCUCCGAGGAAAUGCCUCCGUUCAAAGUAAGAAUUUCACCCCAACUGAAGGCCUCCAUACAAAGUUGCUUGUACGAUUUGAACAUCACCCCGACGCCCGUUCGCGAUGUAUCCACAGACGAACAGGGCGAUUCGGUUCCGGUGUCUCUAUUGAGCCACCACGUCUUGGACGAUUUCCAUCCCGCCAAACCCACCGAAGCGGGAGUCGUGACGUGGUCGCCGCCCCAGCAAAAUUGGAACUGCUGGACCGGUUGUAACAUCGACGAAGGUUACUUGGCGUCGGCCUCGCUGGACGAAUUAAGCGAACACAUGCUGACCGACUGGAAGAAUCGAUUAGCUGUAGAUACUAGUCUGAUAUCGAGCAUUAAAGACAGAGAAACUCUGCCGGUGUACAACAUGAAAGGCGCCAUAAUGGAGGCCAUUAACGAGCACCCUGUUAUAAUAAUAAGAGGUAACACGGGUUGCGGUAAAACCACGCAAGUUUGCCAGUUCAUACUGGAGGAUUACGUGAUGUCCGGACAAGGGGCUUGGUGUAACAUAUGCGUGACCCAACCGAGGCGUAUAUCGGCCGUAUCGGUAUCGGAGAGAGUGGCGAUGGAGCGUUGCGAAGACCUGGGACAAUCCGUGGGCUAUUCGGUCCGUUUCGAAUCGGCCCUACCCAAACCGUACGGUUCCAUCAUGUUCUGUACCGUGGGUGUGUUGCUGAAGAAGCUGGAGAACGGCCUCAGGGGCGUCAGUCACGUGAUCGUCGACGAGAUACACGAGCGAGACGUGAACAGCGAUUUUAUCAUGGUCGUUUUGAGAGACAUGAUACACACGUAUCCCGAUUUGAGGGUGAUACUGAUGUCGGCGACGAUCGAUACGAGCCUGUUUUCGAGAUACUUCAAUAAUUGUCCCGUAAUUGAAAUACCGGGUCGCGCGUUUCCCGUCAAGAAUUAUUUCUUGGAAGAUGCCAUCGAAUUGACGAAAUUCGUACCUCCCAUCAAUUCGAGGAAAAGGAAGAGCAAAGGCGGUAACGAUGAUGAAGAGGAUGGAGUCGGUAUCGAAGAUCCAGACGAGAAUUUGAAUAAGAUCGAAAGCGGAAAUUACUCGGAAGCCACCAAGACGGUCAUAUCGAGACUGAACGAAAAAGAAGUAAGUUUCGAACUCCUCGAAGCUCUAUUAGAUUACAUCAAAGCUCAAAACAUACCCGGCGCUGUGUUGGUGUUCCUUCCCGGUUGGAAUUUGAUAUUCGCCAUGAUGAAGCACCUUCAAAAUCACCCAGUAUACGGCAGCUCUCAAUACUGCAUACUACCGUUGCAUUCGCAAAUACCGCGAGAAGACCAACGUCGGGUGUUCCAGCCCGUUCCCGAUCACGUUACCAAAGUCAUCCUAGCCACGAACAUCGCCGAAACCUCCAUUACGAUAAACGACGUCGUGUUCGUCAUCGACAGUUGCAAGGCCAAGAUGAAGAUGUUCACGUCGCACAACAACAUGACCAGCUACGCGACCGUGUGGGCGUCGAAGACGAACUUGGAGCAGCGAAAGGGCCGCGCCGGUCGCGUGAGGCCGGGCAUCUGUUUCCAUUUGUGUUCGAAGCUGCGAUACGAGAAGCUCGACGAGCACAUGACGCCCGAGAUGUUCCGGACGCCGUUGCACGAGCUGGCGCUCAGCAUAAAAUUGUUGCGAUUGGGUUCGAUCGGGCACUUUUUGAGCAAGGCGAUCGAACCGCCGCCGUUGGACGCCGUCAUCGAGGCGGAGGUGUUGCUGAGAGAAAUGAAAUGUUUGGACAGGAACGACGAGUUGACGCCGUUGGGUAGGAUCAUUGCGAAGUUGCCCAUCGAACCGAGGUUGGGUAAAAUGAUGGUGUUGGGUUGCGUGUUUAUGUGCGGCGGUCCUUUGGCCACGAUGGCCGCCAAUUCGUCGACUUUUCCCGAAAUAUUCGUGCUGGAUAUGGGCCACAGAAGGCUGAGUUACCAUCAAAGAGCUUUGGCUGGAGAUAGGCAUUCGGAUCACGUUGCCAUGUUGGCAGCAUUCGAACUUUGGGAUCAAGCCAGAGAGGGUGGCGAAGAUGCCGAAUUGAGAUUUUGCGAAUUCAAAGGCAUCAGUUUGCCUACGAUGAGGGUAACGUGGGAGGCCAAGCACCAACUCCAGCAAAUUUUAAACAACGUGGGAUUCCCCGAGGAAUCGCUAGCGCCGAUUCCCAUGGAAACGAUGGGGCCCGAUCCGAAAUUGGACGUGGUCAUGUCGCUGAUGUGUUACGGUUUGUACCCGAACGUUUGUUAUCACAAAGACAAGAGGAAGGUUUUGACGACCGAAAGCAAGGCGGCGCUCAUACAUAAAACGUCGGUGAAUUGCAGCAAUCAGGAUCAGGGUUUUCCUUAUCCGUUUUUCGUUUUCGGCGAGAAAAUUCGAACGAGAGCCGUCUCUUGUAAACAGAUGACGAUGGUAACGCCGUUGCAUCUUUUGCUGUUCGGUUCGCGCAAAGUCGAUUGGAUUGAUAACGUGGUUAGGUUGGAUAAUUGGAUCAAUUUGGACAUGGAUCCCGAGGUGGCAUCGAUGAUCGUCGCCCUGCGGCCCGCUUUGGAGAGUCUCGUAAUAAGAACGUCGCAGGAACCCGAGGGAAUCUUGGAAAUGGGCGAACUCGAUCUAAAAGUGGUAUCGACGAUAAAGGAAUUGUGUAAAUUACAUGCAGGGAGCUUUGAAAUUGAAAGGGCUAAACCGAGUUUGUUGGCUUCGAAAAGACCGCCUAGAGGACAUACUAUCGGAGGUUAUAGCGGGCCUCCGCCCAAGUUUAGAAGAGGAGGAGGAGGUUUUAGAGGAUACGGCGGAGGUGGAGGUGGUUACAACAAUCGUGGUAAUUUCAGUGGUAGAGGAGGCGGUUUCGGCGGCGGUUUCAGAGGCGGUUUUAGGGGAGGAUUUAGAGGUGGAAGAGGAGGAGAAUUUAGAGGCAUCAUUGCGGAUUGCUGUUGAAGUAAUUGGAAACGUUAGGAUAGCGAUCGGGAUGGAAGUCUUCGUUGUCCUUCAAAUUAUUUUGAACGGUAGAUCGAAGAAGGUUUCUGUAAGAAUUCUGGAUAUCCGAAGAUGCCCCAGCCGCUUGCGCUACAACUUCUAAAGGAGCGACGGAUGUCAAACCACUAGCUGUAACAGCUUGACGAACGCUCUCUGAAAAUAAACCACAAUAAGUUGCUUUUUUUUUAAUAAUUUUACGUAACUUACCAGAAAUAACUUGAGAAAGACUGCCGUGAGGCUUACUGCUAUUGAUGAUUUUCCUUCGUUUACUAGGCAUCCCGGAAAGGUAAGCAUCGCUAAAGGCGGCUUGGGGAUUCUGUCUCCUCUGUUUCUGCGCGUCCUUCGUUAUAAUAGGUACCCAAUCCUAAAAAUUAACCGCUUAUACAAUGCACUUACUACAAUGUAUUAUGAAUCGUAUACCUCUGGAACUUGUCCAUGCCACGAUUCGGAUCCUAUAACUACAUUUGGCAAUGGCUCACUGUCUGCAACGACUAAAUCAGUCCGUACGUCUUGUACAUCAACAUCCAUUAACUAAAACGAAUUUAUAUAAAAACUUGUUAUUCAAAUUUAUUAUAUUUUACCUCUACUUCAUUAUACACCUGCGCUACGGUUUGGGCAUCGGUCGGCAACGAUUGGGGCGGCUCCUGUGGCGGUUGGGCCGCUUUGUGAACAAUAAAAGGUUGCAGAGCACUUUCCGGUAUAUUCAGGCCCGAUAGAAUCUGUCGCAAUUGCAUGCGACUCGUUACUACUGUCCAAUUUAUUAUAUCUUGAGGAAUAUCCCUCAUAAUGUUAGUCUGAAAGAAGUAAAUAAAAUCAGACCAGAAUAAUUAACAUUAAUUAGACUUACCAUUAUACGUUCAAACACUUGCUCGACUCCUCUUUGACCCGAAGAACUGGCUAAUAACGUGAGUGCUAGGAGUUGUUUCGCAGUGGUUAUGCACUGAUCGACUAAUAUACUUGUAGUGUUUGAAUUUAAAUUUAAAGCCACCACGAUUAUGUUCGGCAAUCUUUGUCUGAAUAAUUGUUCAGAUGAUCUAACUAUGUCUAUGUUGUUGCGCACCGGCAAACUUGCCUAAUAAAAAAAUAAAUUAUUGUAUGUGUGGAUUUGUGGGUUAUUUUUACUUACGAAAUUUUCCAAAAACGAUUGCAAUUCUCUAAUAAGUUUCUCGACGGCUCUUUCGACGCCAGCCGGUGAUGUAUCUUCUUCGCAGAUUCUGGUCCUGAAGAAGUUUUGAAUAUCGUUGAUAUUCCUAUUUAUCGGUUCAGCGUUACCGCUAUACAACGAAAAUAUGUCGCUAAAAACAGACGAAAAACAUGUAAAAAUAUAAAAUAGAUUAUUCGAACACCACCUACAUAAUCGUGAGGUUUCUAACAAUUAGCAUAAUUAAAUCGAUAAUAAUGCUUUCGCCCGGUACAUAUUGAUCGUCCUGCUGGAAUUGCUGCAAUAGUUGCUCGAGUGUCGGCCCUUGUCCCAGCAGGUCCGGCAAAUUCUAGGAUAUAUAAACAUAAACGUUCAGAAAAAAAAUCUACUUUCACCGACAAAAUACUCACCAAACUUCCCUGCAAACCGCUGAACAGCGAUCCGAUAGAACCCAUAUUCAAACCGCCCAAACCACCGUCACCGUUAGACGUGCUAUUCGAAGCGUUCGGCGCCGAAGUCGGCCAAGACACGUUCUCGCCACCUCUCCUCUGAUCCGACAACACUUCGUUGAUGCGAUUUAUGAAAUUCAAAAUGUUCGGAUUCUCCCUCGAGUUCCUCUGAUCGCCCGAAGCGGAUGAUUCCUCUCUCGCCUGUUGACCACCGGCCGAUUGACCCGGCGCAUUCGCUGCACUCGAACUAGCAGCCUGUUGUUGUUGUUGUUGCUGCUGCUGCGUUCUAUUACGCCUCGAAAUGUGAUGGGAAUUACAAGGCAGGAACGGAUCGAAACCGCCUAAAAUCAUACACAAAAUCAAUCGUAUAAUAAAUCGUGCACUUUUUACUAUUAUAUACCUUGCAUAGCUUGCUGAGCCAAGUGAACGUGAGGUCGAGGAGUCGACCUGGUGUAAGUAGAAGUAGUAGGAUGGGUUUGAGUGUUACCCCUGGCUUGGGAAUUCUGCCCGCUGGGCGUUUGUUGGGCUUGCCCGGCGGCCGUGCUGCCCUGCUGGGUCGUCUGAGCCUGCGUAGUGGUAUCGCCGGCGGGAUUGCCGGUCGUUUGGACGUUCCUGUUUAUUAUUUGGCCGGCCAUCUGCAUGAGAGACUGCAGGAAUUCGGGCGUCGGGCCGUUCAGGGCGCCUCUCAGCACUGAAACAAUCGUUUCGAUCUAUCAGCAUCGGAGUACCGACGAAACCGGCAGAUCAUGCGACGAGGCAUAAACGUACCGAAACGCGACAAACACAACACUUACAAUCGUUCGCUUGAUUCGAGGAACCGACAAGCGUAGUCUCCAAAGAAUCAAUUGUAAUACCUUCAGGGGUGACUUCCAUGAAGAUGUCGACGUUGGGAUUGAAAUUGAAGCCGCCUUGGGGCUGGUUGUCUUGCGCGUUGGCGUUCGAAUUGUUGUUAUUGGUAGCGUUGGGUGUAUUCUCAGCAUUGGGAGCGGGAGCGUUGGAGGCUUCGUUUGGAGCGGCGGUUUGGGUUCUGAGCUGAGUCAUCGGUCUGACGCUUCUAAUUUCGACGGGGAACGAUUGAACUCUCAUAGCCGUGCUCGGCAGGAACGGUAGACUGACGAAUCCCGGUUGCACGGUUAUUCCCUGUCGACUAGGAGUAGUCGAUGGAUUAUUAGCCGACGCUGUAGUAGUGGUAGUGGUUGUGGAUUCCGCGGAACCGGAAUUAGCGGUGGUUGUGGUCGCGUUGGUCGUAGGAGGAUUUAAGCGAUCGGCCGAUAUACCUAUUUGAGC